Rangifer tarandus platyrhynchus (Svalbard reindeer) is the source of this 807-nucleotide messenger RNA. The record is from the annotation of a GenBank genome assembly. NCBI's taxonomy places the organism in Eukaryota, Metazoa, Chordata, Mammalia, Artiodactyla, Cervidae.
AUGGUAAUCUGGCCGCGUCUGAGGACUCUUGUUUCGGCUCCUGGGGUGCAGCUCGGGGUAUCUGGUGUUUGGGGGAGGGCGCUGUGCUUAGGAUCCGUGCUGCAGCGUGGCGGGUCUCCUGUCACGUGGUCGCAGCCGCCCCUGCCUGUUUGCAGAGACGGCAGGGUCUGGCCGGCCGGGAACCCCCGUGUGGCUCUGGUCCUCGUGCUCCUGCCUCGUUCCUGGGCCCAGGGCUCUCAGGUGAGGAAACGCCUCUUUAUCUGUGAGGCCUUUUCCCUGUUCCAUGAACGUGGUGUGAGCUCCUACCUGAGGGACUGGACCCAGCACUCGCUGCUUUCUGAGACCGCCGGGGCUCCAGAGCCCAAGAAGCCCUGCUCUUCUGAGGACGCGCUGCACGGCCCUCGGCGCUCCCCCCGUGUCUGUGGGGCGGGCGGGCGGUGGGUGGCGCCCCCUGGCGGUCACUUCCAGGACCUGGUCUCGCCUGAGCCGGAUGGCGCUCCCCGCUGGAGGGGGUGGGUGGAGGUGCUGGAGCGCUGCCCCAUCCCGGACCUGCACUUGCAGCCCGACCUCUGUUUCGGCUUCGACCACGUUACUCGGGUGGAACUUGCAGGCCCUGGAGCUCCCUCGUGCUCAGUGGCCAGCGGGGCGCUCGUCAGUCAGUUUAGCAGCUCGUGGAGCCCCGGCUGCCUCUGGGGCCGCUCUGUUCCUGUGUGGGCCACCCCCGCUCCCCACCCCACCAACCCCAGCAGCUUUCUGCCCCUGCAUAGCUGCCUUUUCUGGGCGUUUCAGACAGAGGCACUCAUGUAA